This is a messenger RNA of Amoebophrya sp. A25, 7755 nucleotides long. The record is from the annotation of a GenBank genome assembly. Lineage: Eukaryota; Dinophyceae; Syndiniales; Amoebophryaceae.
GGAACAAAUGCAAGGGGGCACACGCAACCACGUGGUUCACGAAGUUUUGCCUCCGCCGCAGCGUUUGGUCGACAUUGAGCCGGCUUCUACGAUGAGGGGUGAGGACACCAGAGGGUUCGAAUUCGAUCGACGCCGCGGUCCUGAGGACCAGUUCUACAACACGAGUAAUCGAGUAGAUCAUCAACGUUAUCGUGAGCGUGGUGAUCGUCAGCCGCGUGAUGCUCCACCUCCUCGUCAAGGUGGCACCAGUGCAAUGAUUGAGGCCCCUCACAACUUAAUCUAUCUUUUAGCCCAUCUGUGAGUUGUUUCCAAGAAGAAAAACGGAAGCAGAUGAGGGAAAAGAUGGAUUGUAGUGAAUUCUAAAAUGAGAGGAGGAGGAGGAGGCCCUGGCGCGAAUCAAAUGAUGUCGUCACCGCGUGAUUCUCGCGAUAUCGGUGUCCCGGCUACUUCGGGUUCCAGAAACGGCAAACACGCGGCCGUGGGCAGUCCGCAACAGCAAGACCUAGUACAACAUCAGGAGCCGCGAGGAGCUUCUACAACGUCAGGUGGAGGAUCCCAGUAUCGACAUAAUCCACCUCCUCCUGGGUACAACAAUAAAGAUUUGGACCGCGAAUAUUACUCACGUCGGCCGCAGUACAACGAACUUACGACAAGAACGUCUCCUGUGCUAAUUGAGUAUCUAAAUGAUAUAAAUGACACUACUGGAGGUACUUCUGAAGAGGAACAACGUGUAUAUUUCUUUGUCUACUUUUAGGAUGUAGGAGCAUGAACAAGGUGAACUUGCAUUUUAUCAUCAACAUAGUGAAAAUCCUGAUGGAAUGGAGGCUAGAUCGUAGUUAACAUAAUCACUGACCUCCUGGUCCACAAGAAGGAGACCUAUAGGUUUUAGGAAUUGCAUUUACAUAUUUUUUGAAGAUAUAAUUAAUUAAGGGAUCAACUACAAUCAUGUUUCCUCUUUUAAAGAUUUAAGGGAUCAACUACUCAUAUUCAUAGUUUCUGCUAAUUCGGCUGGGCACGGACGGAAUCAUGUACCACGUGGAAAUGGAAUCCGCGAAGUUCCACACAUGUUGCGGGAAAACGAAAGAGGACGUGGAAAUGGAAUCCGCGAAGUUCCACACAUGUUGCGGGAAAACGAAAGAGGACGUGGAAAUGGAAUCCGCGAAGUUCCACACGAAAAAUUUCAAAAAAACGAUGGCCAUGUUGGUGCCUACAAUGUUGAUUUUGAUCUACUUCCUCCUGAUCGGUCUCUGGACGGCGGAGGUCAUUUUCGGGACCACCCUCGAGGCGACUAUCCUCCAAGAGGCCAGGAUCGCACACGAGUGUCGAACAACAACAGAGGAGGAGGAGCGCGUGGUCCAGAGGGCGGCAAGCUGUCCCGAUUGGACGCUGUUCCACCGCAUGAUCGUGGUUAUGACGAUCGGGAUGGUUGGAAUCAGCAACAUAUUAAUGGAGGACCACGAGGAGGCGACAACAACAUGAUGAGCCGCGGUAACGGAGGAGGUCGUAAGGCGUAUGACAGCAGUACAGGAGCACCACAAUCAUCGCUUUCCUCGUUCUCUGGAAACAGCAGUAAAGGAGGAUCAGGAAUUAUGGGUAAUGGAUCCAGCAAAGGUGGAGGUCGUGGUGGUCUUUCAUCUUCUGAAGGUGGCGGGAUUUACCACAACAAUGCAAGCUCCGCUCCUCGUGGCGGCUCAAGCGCGUGGGCAGGUGGCCAAGCACGUGGCGGUCCGCCACCACACCGUCAAGGAGUAAGUUCGGAAAUGUACCACUCGGACUACGGAUCGUCCGCUGAAAACGAACCGGAACCCACGUCGCACUACAAUCGGACCGCGCACCAGCACCAGCACCAAGCCAAGAAUGGGAACAACAGUAGCUGCAAGGGGGUUAAGUACUACUCUAACGGGGUUAACACUCGAGGAGAGGUGAAGAACAACAUGCGUGGUCCUUCGGGACCGGGAGGGUCAGGCAGGGUAGAUGACCACGGUGACGGUGGUCGGGAGGAAUAUUAUACCCCACCGCACCAGCAUGACAACUACUACCACGACCGCAACUACGAACACAGUCUACUAUCCUCGUCCAAUAAAGGUAGUGCUAACGACUGCGAGUGGUUCUCCCCUUCGGGCGACGGUGCCCUCGACGGACCUUAUGUUGGAGACUAUCAAAACUUCGGAGCAGCGUCGCGAACAAACAAGGGCGCAGGAGGUGGAUUAGAAAAUCACAAUAAGGGUGCAGGAGACUAUCAAAAUAAGGGCGCAGGAGGUGGAUUAGAAAAUCAUAAUCGUGGUAGUUCGGGACCUCCACAGCGCAAUCACAGCACGCCACCGUGGGCAAAGGGCAAGAGCAGUCGAGGCAAGGGCAGCACGACGUUGCGGCCGUCGUCCGCGGCGUCGAAAGGAGGCAGCCUUCCCGCUGCAACGGCUACCACCGUUCAGGGCUUUGCCGCGCAAAUUGCGGACCAGUUGAUGCAGCGAUCUCCAGGAGACUCGGAGAGUGAGAACCUUGAGUACCAAACCAUCAUCGAUAUGCUCCAAUCGAAGGAAGCCAGUGGAGGUGCUCUCGCUGCGGCACUAGCCAAGAAAUUACGCGCCCCGGGUCCGUCGCAAACUCAAAAUCUGAUCAAUGGCAAUGGGCGGAAGGUUUUGCCGGAAAAUGAGCAAGAGCGUCUUCGCUACCAGCGCCUGAAUGACCUGAUGCAGACUGCGGCGCACAAUCAGCUAGACAAAGUUGCUGCUGAAGUCAGAGCGGCCAAGGCGGGGAACAUGACGACCCCAUCGGGGCAGCGGGCGGCACCAGCGGCGCGUGGCGGCGACAACUAUAACAGAGCAGGUGGCCCAGGUGGAGGUGCCUCUGAUGACAGUAGUUGGGACGCAACCACGAGUGGAGAGCGCAUGCCCCCGCGAGGAGGUGACUGUGAGCGUGCAGAUUUGCGAGGCACGCCUUGUGUGCAGGCGUUGGGUGGUGCGGGCAAGGGCGUCGAGAGCGGAGCCAACGGCCAGGACUACGACAAAGCGUCGAGCAAUACAAGUGGAGGCGAGUAUCGAGGACCCAGCAGUCGCAAUGAUGGUACGCCACCGGACGAGUACUACGCCUCGAGGGGACUUGUUGGUACCUCCAACAAGAACGCGGUCGUGGACCGCCUUCCGAAAGGCGGCAAACCUGCUGGAGGUCGCGGCUUGCUGGAUCGCGCUGGUGUCGCUGGAAAAGGAAAUGCGAUGAUGCGAGGAAAGGAACAACGCGGAGGAAACCUUGUUCCGCAUCAUGAUGAUGGUCCGCUACCUAGUAGGACUUUGAAUAACAUCAAUAAUAAUUCGACGUCUUCUCGCGGGUCAGAACAAGACUGGGAUCAUCGGGUGGAACACUCAUCUACUACUUUAGGUGGCUACAACAAUCCGCGUUCUUCAGGUGGUCCUACGGGAGGAGCCAAGAAAGGCUGCUCUUCUAUGUCGAAAACGGGCAAGGGAGAAAGCUCCAGAGGAGACAACUCGUAUCCAAUGCAACAGCGUCAUGUGCACUUGCAUGCUACGGGAAGCGGCAAGCAAGGAUCCAGAUCAUCCGGAAAGAAUGGUCCGGGUAAUACUUCUUUUUCUGUAGGAGGUGUUACCAAAGAGCUCCAGCAACUGCAACAGCAACAUCUUCAUCAAGCUACUACUAGUUGUACUAGAGGACAAUACAACAAGAACGGCCAGAGACCGCCACCUCCGCGUGGCAGAGAACUAGGCAACGGAGAUUCAUCUUCAGUCGGUGCCGGUGGCGUAAAUCAUCUGCACUUUUUCGGUCGCGCCAACACCGCUCCUGGUCUACAUUUUUAUGGUGCAGCUGCGGCGAAUGGCGGCAGUCGUACUUACGAACAGGAUCAAGCGAGCACUAGUACUACGAAUGAAGGUGGUCGUCGUCGGGCAACCGGGGGCGUUCCUGGAGGCAGGGCGGAACCUUAUGCCUUGGCCGUACCACAACACCAGCAACUCUUUGCACAGCGCCUGGCGAAGAUGGCCGAGGACGAGCGCGCGCUGCUCGAAUCUGCGCAGAAGUCUGAGAAUACGUCUGAAAAUCCGAAGCCCUCGUGUCUCGCUGUCAAAAUGUUCUUCAUACAAAGCGUCUUUGAUGCCGACAACAACGUUGUACUAAACCCAACUAAAGGUGGUUACGAACCUGUGUUGGACACACGAAGCCGCGCUUUGGUGGAUCUCUUCUUGCUGAGCAUCGUGGACGAAGGCAAAAAGCGGUCCCGCCGUUUCAUGAAGAACCUGGACGAAGGCAGGAGCCUCCAGCGCUUAGAGUCCGUGUUGAAGGAGCACCGCAUUUGGUCUCGCGUGGAGCUGUUCGGCUCUGCGCUCUACGGCCUGGCGGACGGCAUCGACGGCUGCGGCGACGUGGACGUCUCGCUCUCCGUGGACACGGACCUCUACUUCGACGGCUACCCCUUCCGGGAGCGCACGGUGGAGCAGAUGCGCACGCAGGAGGAGAGCAUGGCCACGCUGGUGCUGAGCCCCGACCACCCCACGUCGAAACUGGUGCGCCGCGAGAUCACCCGCGUGCUCGAGGACGUCGAGAAAGUCCUUCGCGGCAAGCUUUCCAAGUUGUACAAGAAUGCGGAGUUCGUGAACGCCAAGGUUAUGCCGCUUCUGGUGUGCCGCGACUACCGAGCGUCGGUGGAGCUGGAUAUCACGGUGAACAACAUUUUCGGAUUGCGCACUUCCCGGUUGCUGGCUCUCUACCUCACGAACCCCCACUGCCACAAUCUUGCACGCAUUGUGCGUCGCUGGGUUAGCAGCAGAGAGCUAGGAGACACCAAGACUGGCGGACUUACGAGUUGUGCCUGGCUGGAAAUGGUACAUGUCAAUCAUCCCCUUCUUCUAAUUGCUAUUUUUUUUUGCAUGUUAAGGCUAAGUAAGUCUGUCUUUCUUUUUUUUUCUUGAAAUCUUCAUCUAGUACUUCUACCUAGCAAUUUCAAUUUCGUCAUCAUGGUCAGGUUUAUAUUGAAGAUGUUUCCAGUGACCACUUAAUGCAGAACUCACUCCACUGAGAAAUAAUAAAGUCAUUCUAUUCAUCCACAUCAACAACAAAAGGAAAAUCUUCUUUGCGCACCACCAGGUGAUCUUCUACAUGCAGCACAGAGGACUGCUGCCGCAGCUCCAAGAUGAGGAGAAUCCUGCUCAGUACGACGAGACCUGGGACGGCGCGAGCGGAGCAGCAGUGGAACAAGCACUACAAGCAGGGACGACGGAGAGCAACGCGGCCAGCAUCGCCGAACGCUUUCUGGACUUUUUGAAGUUUCUGCACCGUUUCAUCCACAACGAUACGGGUGCCGCCGUCGUUCGCAUCAGCGUGGGUGGCGCAAAAAUGCGCUUCCAGGACAUGAAGGUCUCGCUUCUCGGAAAGGCGACCCCCGUCGCGACACCCGCUGUGAAGGAAAGUUCAGCUGAGAACGAAAGUUCAGCUGGAGUUAUAAUUUCCCCAGCCUCGUCUGCUGCUGAAGAUGCGGAUGAAGACAAGAAGGACUCCGCAGCUUCUACUGCUGAAGAUGCGGACGCGGAGAAGAAAAACGGUAGCAGCGAUCAUGAUCCUCUAAGGUGGACUCCGCAAACCGGGACGAGCCCUGCUGCGGCAAAACCGGAUGCGGAUCAUGGCGUUCUCAAGAAUGAUGAAGUAGAAACUUCCCCUGAAAAACCGAAUGCGGAUAACGUUCUCAAGAACGAUGAAGUAGAAACUUCCACUAAGGUUGAUGGGCUGAGUGAGCUGGAGAGGUUCCAAGAACAGUUGCGGUUGUGCGGUGGGGAGGACUAUGUUGAAAAAUGCAACAAGGAGGAGGUGAAAAUUACGAGCGUCUUGACUCUGCCGGGAACCUUUGGACAAAGUUACCUGCACAGCCUGCCGGAGAACAAGCGUCGCUGGCCGCACGGCAGCUACCACCGCGGGCGCUUGCUCGUCGAAGAGCCCUUCAUUCCGGGAAAAUUUGCAGCCGUGAACCGUGAAACCGAGCAGAAACUGCUGUCCGCGAUCCAGGACACGAUUGCGUUUUUGGAGUCAGAUGCGCUUCCUACGGUUGCAAUGGAGUGCGCUCGUCUCAAUGGUCCAGCUGAGCGUGACGAGUUACUCCGUGGUGGAAUCUUCUCGCCCAAUUUCUUCUCGCUACAGCAGAAGAGCUUCGUUGGUGAUGCAGGAGCUACGACCACAGGACGAGGAGGCCCUGGUGGAGCUGGAGCCGGCGAUCAACUACAUGCAGUUGUGCCCGGCGAGGAACAUGGCAAGAAAAGUGCGCUUCCGCACGCCGCGGCGAGUGUCGCCAGUGCAAGUUCGACACCUUUGGGUCGUGCCACGACUGCCUCUGCGAACAAUGCGGUUGUAAACAAGCCUUGUUAUGGCUCGCGACGUACAGACGGAGCUCGCGCGCCGCCGAGUGCACCACCCGGCCUCGCUUUGGAUCCCGCAGCGCAGCAUAUUGAACAAGGCUACACUCCGCUGAGUGCGGCAGCUGCUGCACAACAUCUGCAGGCAACUCGUUUGGCAGCCAUGCAUCAUCAUGACCCAGCCGCACACCAGCACGGAAGUCAUUUGGCGGGUAUACACCGACACAUCGUUGCGCGACACCAGCAGCAGUUGGCGCUGUUACAUCAGCAUCUCGGCAUCCACCAGGGAGCAUCUGUUGCCGGACCCGCUGGAGCCAUGCUGCCGCAGCUCGCUAUGUUGCAGUCCUGGUUGCAAGCCGCGAGUGGGCCUGCUUACCAAGUGGAUGCGUACGGGAGGAACCUAGCAACGCAUCCUCCCCUAUCCUCUGCGACCAGGGAGCACGACUAUGCGGGACAACACGCGGCUGCGGAUGUAGCGGCAUAUCAGCAAAUGAUGGCUGCUGGGACCCACCACCACGGUGCUCACCAUGGUGCUACGUCGAAUGGUCAACACACGGCUGCUCACGACGGGGAUUACGCGGCUAUCUUUCAGGCGGCUUUAGAUCAGAGUAUUUACAGCGGCCGACGCGCUGACGCAGCUGUGCGUGCUGCCGGUCCCCUAGCGAGCGAGAUCGCCGAAGAACAAGAUGUUCCCGGCACCCUUGCAUCUAAGAACCACAGCAAGAGUAGCAACACUAGUGCUAGCGCUGUAGUUUUGAGUACCAACGAGAGGGAUCAUGCUUCCGGGUCCGGCACAGGAGCUCCCUAUGAAACGCAGACAUCAGUCUCCCGAGCAGACGUCUCGCGACUGCUAGCUCAGGAAGUGGCUGCGAAUCUGUCGUCACCAGCAAAGAGUGGAGGCGCAAGCAGUACCGUGGAAGCUGAUUUCCUCUAUCGGGUAGCAAGAGAGCUGCGUCUGCAACAACAUGAUAAGGUAGCUGCAGGAGACCAAGAGCCGCGCGGAAGCAAGAACAAUGAGGACAGUAGCGACGUGCUAGAUGCAGUCCAGCUCGCUCUCCGGAUCGCGAUGAAAAACGCGGAAGUCUCUGCCUCGGACAUGAACACAGCCGAGCAAGGCUUUACUAGGUCGCCACCUUCUAACGCAGUCCUCGUCAAUAAGAACAGAGGAGGACCACGUGCUAGUAGUGCGGGAGAAGACAAACAAGACUACAAUGCGCUCGCUACCGCUCUGGCUGGAGAACUGGACAGCAGGGGAAUAUCCUCGGCUUCUGGUGGAAACCUCCAACACUCGCCAGUUGGAGAAGCGACGCGAAGCAUCCCUCAUCCUCCAAGCCGUGCCGUACCGCCGCUUCCUUUGCGAAACGUUCUGCCGGAUCGUGAUGGAAGAGUGGAAAGGUCGACUUUGUAG